Messenger RNA from Cyclopterus lumpus (lumpfish), 1211 nucleotides. It is a transcript of the gene sdhdb, whose product is annotated as succinate dehydrogenase complex, subunit D, integral membrane protein b. The coding region runs from base 78 to 545 and encodes 155 amino acids. Gene Ontology annotation, biological process: tricarboxylic acid cycle; mitochondrial electron transport, succinate to ubiquinone. Gene Ontology annotation, molecular function: ubiquinone binding; heme binding. Lineage: Eukaryota; Metazoa; Chordata; Actinopteri; Perciformes; Cyclopteridae. The transcript has 4 exons. Gene Ontology annotation, cellular component: mitochondrial envelope; membrane. The record is from RefSeq and is a predicted model, not a curated record.
UCCACGAUCUUUGCGCCACUGUCCAACGGACCGACUACAUCCGGGUAACUGCGGUUGACCUUGGUUGGUUGAUCAUCAUGGCGGCCAUCGUUCGGUUGAGCUCUGUUUGUCGCAGAGGAGUCAAACCUCUGUUCUACCAGGCCACCUUGUUGGCCCGGCCGCUGGUCGUUCCUCACCAGGAGCCCCACCAGCUGACAGCCAGGAUCCACAACUCACAGGCUCUCAGUGCUGGCUCCGCCUCCAAGGCCGCCUCCUUGCACUGGACCGCAGAGCGAGCAUUGAGCGUGGCGCUGCUCGCCAUGGGACCCGUGGCCUACUUCAACCCCUGUCCCGUCAUGGACUACUCGCUGGCUGCUGCCCUGACCCUGCACGGACACUGGGGGCUCGGUCAGGUGCUGACGGACUACGUUCACGGGGACACAAAGAUCAAGAUGGCCAACGCCGGCCUCUUCCUCAUGUCCACCGUCACCUUCGCCGGCCUUUGCUACUUCAACUACAACGACGUGGGCAUCUGCAAAGCCAUCGCGCUGCUCUGGAGCAAAUGAACCAGACCGGUGGACCCGGGACCUGGACCUGGACCGGGACCUGGACCUGGACCGAUUUCUGUAUAAAAAUUCAAGGUGUUCGAUGUAAAUUCUUAUAAAUAUAUCAUUUUUGACAAUAUAAGUGUCAUUGUAGCAGUUUCUUGCUCCAAAACAUCAUUUUUUCCUCCGAUGGAGAUUAACUCCUUUAAGACGAGAUGAUUCAUGUGCGGUUACAAAUAUACAAUAUCAAAAACAUUUAUGACGAAUCUGGCUCGGAACGUACUUUAAUUUAUUUUGUGUUCGGGUCCCUUUAUUUUAUUUUGUAGCUGAUUUCUUCAAUCUUUUGUUUUUCGAUCACAAUGUGUACAUAAUGUUAUCUUUGUGCCCGUGAACCAUCAGUGCUGGUGUGUCUCCAUCUCAUCGGCCCGUUGGGAUUAAUAAACGUCAGGAAGCGCUUCGUGAAUUCAAAUCGUCGCGUAUGAAUCACAAGCUCCUCCCACUUUGAGUCAGCAGACGCUUUUAUUUUGAAAGGCACAUUUCAGGCUCUUUUUGCUGGUGUGUGUGUGAGGUUCGAUGAGCCCGGCUUGUGAUCUCUGCACAUUUACUCGUAGCCUUUUAAUAAACACGUUGCAUGCAGCUUUUAUUUUUGUACCGCUGGAAAAAAAAUAAACAAACAACUGGAUUCAA